Molecule: messenger RNA, 4549 nt
Organism: Amphibalanus amphitrite
Lineage: Eukaryota; Metazoa; Arthropoda; Thecostraca; Balanomorpha; Balanidae
Product: polyubiquitin-C-like
Exons: 2
Coding region: 95-4432 (1445 amino acids)
Biological process (GO): modification-dependent protein catabolic process; protein ubiquitination
Cellular component (GO): cytoplasm; nucleus
Molecular function (GO): protein tag activity; ubiquitin protein ligase binding
Source: RefSeq, a predicted model, not a curated record
AGGGCGGAGAGGCACUAGUUUGCGUCGAGAAGAGCGGUAGUGAGCGUCGCGGCGUUUGAGAAAUCUUUGAGUUGAGGCGUCAUAAGUUGCGGAGAUGCAGAUCUUUGUGAAGACUCUCACUGGCAAGACCAUCACACUUGAAGUUGAGCCUUCAGAUACAAUUGAAAAUGUGAAGGCCAAGAUCCAGGACAAGGAGGGCAUCCCUCCCGAUCAGCAGCGUCUGAUCUUCGCCGGAAAGCAGCUGGAAGAUGGUCGGACCCUCUCGGACUACAACAUCCAGAAAGAGUCUACCCUUCACCUGGUUCUCCGGCUACGUGGUGGUAUGCAGAUCUUCGUGAAGACGCUGACCGGCAAGACCAUCACGCUCGAGGUCGAGCCCUCCGACUCGAUCGAGAACGUCAAGGCCAAAAUCCAGGACAAGGAGGGCAUCCCUCCCGAUCAGCAGCGUCUGAUCUUCGCCGGAAAGCAGCUGGAAGAUGGUCGUACCCUCUCCGACUACAAUAUUCAGAAGGAAUCUACCCUUCACCUGGUUCUCCGGCUACGUGGUGGUAUGCAGAUCUUCGUGAAGACGCUGACCGGGAAGACCAUCACGCUCGAGGUCGAGCCCUCCGACUCGAUCGAGAACGUAAAGGCCAAGAUCCAGGACAAGGAGGGCAUCCCUCCCGAUCAGCAGCGUCUGAUCUUCGCCGGAAAGCAGCUGGAAGAUGGUCGGACCCUCUCGGACUACAACAUCCAGAAGGAGUCGACCCUUCACCUGGUUCUCCGGCUGCGUGGUGGUAUGCAGAUCUUCGUGAAGACGCUGACCGGGAAGACCAUCACGCUCGAGGUCGAGCCCUCUGACUCGAUCGAGAACGUCAAGGCCAAGAUCCAGGACAAGGAGGGCAUCCCUCCCGAUCAGCAGCGUCUGAUCUUCGCCGGAAAGCAGUUGGAAGAUGGUCGGACCCUCUCUGACUACAAUAUUCAGAAGGAGUCUACCCUUCACCUGGUUCUCCGGCUGCGUGGUGGUAUGCAGAUCUUCGUGAAGACGCUGACCGGUAAGACCAUCACGCUCGAGGUCGAGCCCUCCGACUCGAUCGAGAACGUCAAGGCCAAGAUCCAGGACAAGGAGGGCAUCCCUCCCGAUCAGCAGCGUCUGAUCUUCGCCGGAAAGCAGCUGGAAGAUGGUCGGACCCUCUCCGACUACAACAUCCAGAAAGAGUCUACCCUUCACCUGGUUCUCCGGCUGCGUGGUGGUAUGCAGAUCUUCGUGAAGACGCUGACUGGCAAGACCAUCACACUCGAGGUCGAGCCCUCCGACUCGAUCGAGAACGUCAAGGCCAAGAUCCAGGACAAGGAGGGCAUCCCUCCGGAUCAGCAGCGUCUGAUCUUCGCUGGAAAGCAGCUGGAAGAUGGUCGGACCCUCUCCGACUACAACAUCCAGAAGGAGUCUACCCUUCACCUGGUUCUCCGGCUGCGUGGUGGUAUGCAGAUCUUCGUGAAGACGCUGACCGGGAAGACCAUCACGCUCGAGGUCGAGCCCUCCGACUCGAUCGAGAACGUCAAGGCCAAAAUCCAGGACAAGGAGGGCAUCCCUCCCGAUCAGCAGCGUCUGAUCUUCGCCGGAAAGCAGCUGGAAGAUGGUCGUACCCUCUCGGACUACAACAUCCAGAAAGAGUCUACCCUUCACCUGGUUCUCCGGCUACGUGGUGGUAUGCAGAUCUUCGUGAAGACGCUGACCGGGAAGACCAUCACGCUCGAGGUCGAGCCCUCCGACUCGAUCGAGAACGUCAAGGCCAAGAUCCAGGACAAGGAGGGCAUCCCUCCGGAUCAGCAGCGUCUGAUCUUCGCCGGAAAGCAGCUGGAAGAUGGUCGGACCCUCUCCGACUACAACAUCCAGAAAGAGUCUACCCUUCACCUGGUUCUCCGGCUACGUGGUGGUAUGCAGAUCUUCGUGAAGACGCUGACUGGCAAGACCAUCACGCUCGAGGUCGAGCCCUCCGACUCGAUCGAGAACGUCAAGGCCAAGAUCCAGGACAAGGAGGGCAUCCCUCCCGAUCAGCAGCGUCUGAUCUUCGCCGGAAAGCAGCUGGAAGAUGGUCGGACCCUCUCGGACUACAACAUCCAGAAGGAGUCUACCCUUCACCUGGUUCUCCGGCUGCGUGGUGGUAUGCAGAUCUUCGUGAAGACGCUGACCGGCAAGACCAUCACGCUCGAGGUCGAGCCCUCCGACUCGAUCGAGAACGUCAAGGCCAAGAUCCAGGACAAGGAGGGCAUCCCUCCGGAUCAGCAGCGUCUGAUCUUCGCCGGAAAGCAGCUGGAAGAUGGUCGGACCCUCUCGGACUACAACAUCCAGAAGGAAUCUACCCUUCACCUGGUUCUCCGGCUACGUGGUGGUAUGCAGAUCUUCGUGAAGACGCUGACCGGGAAGACCAUCACGCUCGAGGUCGAGCCCUCCGACUCGAUCGAGAACGUAAAGGCCAAGAUCCAGGACAAGGAGGGCAUCCCUCCCGAUCAGCAGCGUCUGAUCUUCGCCGGAAAGCAGCUGGAAGAUGGUCGGACCCUCUCGGACUACAACAUCCAGAAGGAGUCGACCCUUCACCUGGUUCUCCGGCUGCGUGGUGGUAUGCAGAUCUUCGUGAAGACGCUGACCGGGAAGACCAUCACGCUCGAGGUCGAGCCCUCUGACUCGAUCGAGAACGUCAAGGCCAAGAUCCAGGACAAGGAGGGCAUCCCUCCCGAUCAGCAGCGUCUGAUCUUCGCCGGAAAGCAGUUGGAAGAUGGUCGGACCCUCUCUGACUACAAUAUUCAGAAGGAGUCUACCCUUCACCUGGUUCUCCGGCUGCGUGGUGGUAUGCAGAUCUUCGUGAAGACGCUGACCGGUAAGACCAUCACGCUCGAGGUCGAGCCCUCCGACUCGAUCGAGAACGUCAAGGCCAAGAUCCAGGACAAGGAGGGCAUCCCUCCCGAUCAGCAGCGUCUGAUCUUCGCCGGAAAGCAGCUGGAAGAUGGUCGGACCCUCUCCGACUACAACAUCCAGAAAGAGUCUACCCUUCACCUGGUUCUCCGGCUGCGUGGUGGUAUGCAGAUCUUCGUGAAGACGCUGACUGGCAAGACCAUCACACUCGAGGUCGAGCCCUCCGACUCGAUCGAGAACGUCAAGGCCAAGAUCCAGGACAAGGAGGGCAUCCCUCCGGAUCAGCAGCGUCUGAUCUUCGCUGGAAAGCAGCUGGAAGAUGGUCGGACCCUCUCCGACUACAACAUCCAGAAGGAGUCUACCCUUCACCUGGUUCUCCGGCUGCGUGGUGGUAUGCAGAUCUUCGUGAAGACGCUGACCGGGAAGACCAUCACGCUCGAGGUCGAGCCCUCCGACUCGAUCGAGAACGUCAAGGCCAAAAUCCAGGACAAGGAGGGCAUCCCUCCCGAUCAGCAGCGUCUGAUCUUCGCCGGAAAGCAGCUGGAAGAUGGUCGUACCCUCUCGGACUACAACAUCCAGAAAGAGUCUACCCUUCACCUGGUUCUCCGGCUACGUGGUGGUAUGCAGAUCUUCGUGAAGACGCUGACCGGGAAGACCAUCACGCUCGAGGUCGAGCCCUCCGACUCGAUCGAGAACGUCAAGGCCAAGAUCCAGGACAAGGAGGGCAUCCCUCCGGAUCAGCAGCGUCUGAUCUUCGCCGGAAAGCAGCUGGAAGAUGGUCGGACCCUCUCCGACUACAACAUCCAGAAAGAGUCUACCCUUCACCUGGUUCUCCGGCUACGUGGUGGUAUGCAGAUCUUCGUGAAGACGCUGACUGGCAAGACCAUCACGCUCGAGGUCGAGCCCUCCGACUCGAUCGAGAACGUCAAGGCCAAGAUCCAGGACAAGGAGGGCAUCCCUCCCGAUCAGCAGCGUCUGAUCUUCGCCGGAAAGCAGCUGGAAGAUGGUCGGACCCUCUCGGACUACAACAUCCAGAAGGAGUCUACCCUUCACCUGGUUCUCCGGCUGCGUGGUGGUAUGCAGAUCUUCGUGAAGACGCUGACCGGCAAGACCAUCACACUCGAGGUCGAGCCCUCUGACUCGAUCGAGAACGUCAAGGCCAAGAUCCAGGACAAGGAGGGUAUCCCUCCCGAUCAGCAGCGUCUGAUCUUCGCCGGAAAGCAGCUGGAAGAUGGUCGGACCCUCUCCGACUACAACAUUCAGAAAGAGUCUACCCUUCACCUGGUUCUCCGGCUGCGUGGUGGUAUGCAGAUCUUCGUGAAGACCCUGACCGGCAAGACCAUCACGCUCGAGGUCGAGCCCUCCGACUCGAUCGAGAACGUCAAGGCCAAGAUCCAGGACAAGGAGGGCAUCCCUCCCGAUCAGCAGCGUCUGAUCUUCGCCGGAAAGCAGCUGGAAGAUGGUCGUACCCUCUCCGACUACAACAUCCAGAAGGAGUCUACUCUUCACCUGGUCCUCCGGCUGCGCGGUGGAAUGUGAUAUGUUUUGUUCUGUGAUGCUAAAUAAACACAUGCUUCUGUAAAUGUUUUUAUCCGUUUCAUGGAUAUCCGGUACCAUACAAAUCCAUUAAGUUUCGAAAUACACACACCAGGUCAA